AUGAAAGAUAAGGCGACAGUCAUUGAUGAGUUUAAUGGGCUUGUUAACAUGUCAUCGGCCGAAUUAUCGGAAUGGUUGAAAGAAGAUGCUUCCAUCUCCUCUGGAUGGACUAAAGAUGGUACUGGGGAAACAGUUGGGCAUCAGAGUGGCCGUCAUAUAGUUGAUAUCCUCGAAAACAAUCCUGACAUGGUCUUGGAGAAAUACAGAGAUGAGGACAUAGACCACAUGCGCAAAGUCGUAUCUUAUUGUAAGCGGCAUCUAGCUCAAGAGGAACAGGCAAAGAAGAAUACGAACAGUAAGAGUUAUAAGUCGCUGAAGAAUUGGGGACACGAUGCAUUGAAGGAAUGA
This is a messenger RNA of Morchella importuna, 348 nucleotides long. RefSeq lists its product as uncharacterized. The transcript is spliced from 3 exons. Lineage: Eukaryota; Fungi; Ascomycota; Pezizomycetes; Pezizales; Morchellaceae. Bases 1 to 348 code for a protein of 115 amino acids. The record is from RefSeq and is a predicted model, not a curated record.